Messenger RNA from Doryrhamphus excisus (bluestripe pipefish), 2598 nucleotides. RefSeq names its product iroquois homeobox 5a (gene irx5a). The record is from RefSeq and is a predicted model, not a curated record. Gene Ontology annotation, biological process: neuron differentiation; regulation of transcription by RNA polymerase II; cell development. Gene Ontology annotation, cellular component: nucleus. Gene Ontology annotation, molecular function: RNA polymerase II cis-regulatory region sequence-specific DNA binding; DNA-binding transcription factor activity, RNA polymerase II-specific. NCBI's taxonomy places the organism in Eukaryota, Metazoa, Chordata, Actinopteri, Syngnathiformes, Syngnathidae.
AGGAGGAGCAUGCUGUGCAUCGAAGUAGGCUCCUCAAUUUCCAACUUAGCAUCUUGGCAUUGAGGACAUUUUCCCAUGCAGGCAGAGCCCCCCCUCCCCAAAAGCCUGACUGCGUGCUCACUAAAAAAUAGUCAUGACAGUGGAGGAGCAACUUUUAUAAAAGGGAAGCAACAAAGUGGACUGAUAAGAGGAAGAAAAGGUUCUUUUUUUGGGCUUCUUUUUUUUAACCGUAAGGAGCAAGAAAACGGAGGUGGAGGAAAAAGGGGGGCAGAAGGUCCUCACACACACAGCUGUCUCUAUGCGCCCCUGAGGUCCUUAAAAAAGUAAGAAAAAAACAAAGAGUGGAGGGGGCAAAGUGAGCUGCAGCAGCUAUGGCGUAUCCUCAGGGCUACUUGUACCAGCCGUCAGCCUCCCUGGCCCUCUACUCGUGUCCCGCAGCCUACGGCACCAGCGUCAUAUCGGGACCCAGGACCGAGGAGCUCGGCAGGUCCUCCUCCGGGUCCGCGUUCGCGCCCUAUGCCGGAUCCGCAACCACCACCGCCGCCGCAGCAGCAGCAGCCAACACCGCCGCUGCUGCCGCCUCCGCAGCUGCCGCGGCAGCCGCCGCCGCCUUCAGCGGAGGCUCGCCCGGGUACAACUCGCACCACUUGCCGUACGGCGCGGACGCGGCGGCGGCUGCUGCUGCCACCUUUACCUCCUAUGUGAGUUCCCCCUAUGACCACACGACAGGCAUGGCGGGCUCCAUAGGCUACCACCCUUACGCAGCGCCCCUGGGCACCUACCCGUACGGUGACCCGGCCUACCGCAAGAACGCCACCCGGGACGCCACGGCCACACUGAAGGCCUGGCUCAACGAGCAUCGCAAGAACCCGUACCCCACCAAAGGCGAGAAGAUCAUGCUCGCCAUCAUCACCAAGAUGACCCUCACCCAGGUGUCCACCUGGUUCGCCAACGCGCGCAGGAGACUCAAGAAGGAGAACAAGAUGACGUGGACGCCACGGAACCGCAGCGAGGACGAGGAAGAGGACGAGAACAUCGACUUGGAGAAGAAUGACGAUGAUGACCCUCCUCAUAGUAAUAAUAAUAACAAACAAGACAAGACUCAAGAUUCAUCAGAUACUGAAGCAGAUGCCAAAAUGCUGCACCCGGUGGACUGUGACAGGUUCAAAGAGGACACCCUACACGGCAAGGACGUGGACCCCCUCCUGAGUGACUCGGAGUCCAAAGACCAGGAGGAGCGGACUAUGACAUCCGAGUUGUUAUUGGAUUCUGCCGGUAAGGCCACCACGUCGUCCCCCUCGGCGACGGGGGUAGUGGUGGUGGUGGGGGCCCGCGGACCCCAGGACAAACCGUCGGACUUGAGCCUCCACGCCCCCACCUCCGUUAUCCACUCGCCGCCUUCGGCACCCAAACCCAAACUGUGGUCCUUAGCGGAGAUCGCCACCUCAUCGGACCGGUGUAGAAGCAGCAGCGGUGAGGCGCAGCGAGGAGGCGGGGAGCAGCAGCAGUCUUGCCCCGCCGUCAUAGGCCCAGUUGCCGGGUCUCCUCCGCGGUCCUCCCCGCAGUGCGGCGUCCUUUCCCGGCCUCUGUACUACACGUCGCCCUUCUAUCCCGGCUACACGAACUAUCACGGGGGUACUUUUGGACACCUCCACGGCAACCCAGUCACCACAGGCUCCCCCAGCACUGCGCACUUCAAUGGAUUAAACCAGACUGUAUUAAAUAGAGCAGAGGCUUUGGUGAGGGACAAAGUGAGGGUAGAUCUUUGUAAAGACUCCCCUUACGAACUGAAGAAAGGUAUGUCAAACAUUUAACAACUCCAACUGUGGACUUUUUACUUUAUUUUAAUUUAUUUCUUUUUUUUUUGGGAAGGCUGCAAAACUGAACAUUAUUAUCACCCCCCCUUAAUGGAAAUGUUGAGCUUCUCAAAUGGUGUAUAACAAGGAUGAUGGUCUUAUAAAUGGCUGCAGCCGCCGGAAGUGAUUUGUAUUAAAAGACUAACAUGUAUAUUUAAUGUAGCAUUUUUGUAUUUAAGAAAGAAAAAUGGACGACACACUAUCUUUGAAGUAAAUUAUGGAGAAUAUAAUUAUUUUUGUGAAGCAUAUUUUUUCUGGGUGAGGGGAUGGCAUCAGGAAAAUACGCAUGGUGAUGAUGAUUAUGAUGAUGAUGGGUUUAUAUUUUAAAAUCAAACAUUUACACAGUGAUGAUGUAAAGUGCAUACGGGGGCACCCAAAAAAAAAUAGGAUGUAAUAAUAAUUCAAAUAACAGCAUCAGCAAGGCGCAGCCAUUUAAGCCAAUUACCUGGCGUGUUUUACGCACAGCAAUCAGAUGAACUCCAGUAAUGAGCUCCAUUUUAUGCUAAAUUUAGACCUCAUUACUAUUUCUUCUUCUCCACGCAAGGAAGGCGUGGUAAAAGCUGUUAAAAUAAGAGAUUCGACCAUGCAUUCAGAACAAACCCCCCCUCCCCCAGCCCCCCAUAAUCAUAGUGUCUCUGUUUUAUUGGCGCGCUGGAUGCAUACGCACACACAUAUACACACACAAGUGCACAAGGGAAGUAGGUUGUCACGCCAUGUCGUGCAAACUCUUCCAACUUCCGCA